This is a messenger RNA of Suillus discolor, 1911 nucleotides long. RefSeq lists its product as uncharacterized. The record is from RefSeq and is a predicted model, not a curated record. The transcript has 8 exons. The coding region runs from base 1 to 1911 and encodes 636 amino acids. NCBI's taxonomy places the organism in Eukaryota, Fungi, Basidiomycota, Agaricomycetes, Boletales, Suillaceae.
AUGCUGUCACAACACGAAUCCGAUCUUGCUUUGGCGCUUGCCGACAAAUCCCUGCGCGAUUCACUUAGCCGAAUCACACACUUGGCAGCUGAUGGCCAGGAUGUGAUGGAUCAGGCGCAUGAGAUUGCGUGGCAGCUGUCUCAAGCGCUGCAGCAGCAUGGCAGGACGUGCUCGGUCAUCUCGCUGUUCCUUCUUUCUGCAGCUGCUGAAAUACGGGCAACCAUGAAUCAAGUCACAUCUGUUCUUCCCAAAGACUGCUGGAUAUCAUGCGUCAGCAUUCCUUUCAUUCCAAAUGAGUGCGCUAAUACCAUCACAGAACACACAGCUGCUGCACCUGCCCCUGCCCCUGCCCCUGCCCCUGCGCCUGAACUGGCACCUGAACUGGCACCGGCACCGGCACCUGCAGUUGCACCGGCACCGGCACCAGAACCAGCCCCAACAAGGAUGUCUGUUCCACCGAUCACUUCACUCCCUCGCAUUGGUCAUUCCCAACAUCCGGUCGUUCCUGGCACCAUGACUGACAAGGGCAAACAGUCUGACCAGGGGACUCGUAGAACCAGAGAUGACAGCCCUGACGCCAAGUCCAGCAGGAAGAAGCAAAAGAUUUUGAAAUGUAUGUCAAAGGCUAUCAUCUCCGACACCGAGGAUGAGGACAGGCGGCCAACAGGCACCAUCAUAGUCAAGCGGCCCAAGGUUGCUGAAUCCUCCGGUGUAGCGCCGGUCAAAUCACAGGGUACGACGAAACAUGUCAAGCAGGGCAAAGGAAAGGAAAACAAUGUUGACAUCGCCGGGCCUAUCAGAGGGCGCCGGCCACUGAGGGCCAAUGAUGAGGAGGAGUACACUCCGCCGUGCGACAGAUGCAUCGGGGAGUCUUGCCUCAUUGUGGUCAGCAGGAAGGGGCAGGCCAUCAAGUCCUGUGCCAAGUGCCAUUUUAUGAAGGUACGGUGUGAGCGACCAGUGUCAGUCGAUACACGCGGCCCUGCAACAAUGCGGGCUCCAAAGUCACAUCCUCGGCCAAAGGCCGCCCCUGCCUCCAAGUCCAAGGCCCAAUCCAGGACCACCAGAGCAACCUCGCGCGCACGUCCACCAACUCCCAUGGUGGAAUCUGAGGAUUCUGCUGAGGAUCCCAAGGCGUCUGUCACUGGCCACGAUGAUGCCAAGAUGGAUCCUGUCACUGACGCCAAGCAGCACACUGAUAUCGCUACUGAGAUGUCAGCCGAGGCCGCCGAUCAAAUCAUGGAUGACCAGCCUGGAGCCAUUGCUUCUGUGGACGACUUCCCCCAUGACCAUUGGCUGGAGAACACUCACGACUUGCCUGUCCCUCAUGUCCCACCAACUCGUGUCGCCGAUGCUGUCUCCCUUCCUUCGGCGCCGUCAGCACCUACCAUCCUCAACCAUGUGCUUGCCCUAACAGCUCAGGUUAAUGCCAUGCAAACGGCUGAUGACAACGCCCUUGCUAGGGUGAAUGCGAUGGAGCACGAUUUUGACGCUCGCAUCUCCUCGAUGCGUGCUGAGCUUUCGGCCGUGCAACUUGAUGUCGGCACCACUGUCACAUUGGUGAAUGGACUUGUCGGUCUUGUUGAGAAGCUUCGGCAGGAGCAUGUCCUUGCCAAUCCAUCGUUCCCACCACCCAUGGUGAGCCAUGGCAAUGAUUCCACUGCCACUGCAUUCAGCAUGAGGUACCUCAACGGCGUGUUUGGUCCUUCCAUUGCUCCUAUGCCCCUUUCUGUUGGUGUCAGUCAAACCUCAGCUUCCCGCUCUUUUGGUCAUCCUGACAUGCAGGGCAGCACUUCCAUCUCUGGACAUUUGUCUUUGGUGUCAGCAAAUGCCGGUCCCUCAUCCGCUCCUGCUCCAGGUGAAUCACAUUUUGCUGUCAAGCCACCUCCUUCUGCCACAAACUCCCCCCCCUGA